GGAGGAGGAGGAGGAGGAAGGCGGCAGCAGCAGCUCUCGGGAGGAGCCUGUCCAGCGUGAGACAGCACAUUCAGCCGCCGCCGGCGGUCCUGCAGCAGCGGCGGGCGGCGCGGCGCGGCGCGGCACGGCACGGCACGGCACGGCACGGCACGGCACGGCACGGCACGGCACGGCAGCGCACGGAGCGGCGCAGCGCCGCGGGCAGCAGCCGUUCGGGCAGCGGGGCGACCCUCCGCUCCUCCGGCGGCGGGGGCUCGGUGAGGGCAGCGCAGCUCCGGGAGCCUCCCCGCAUCUCCCGGUCGCCGGCGGAGCAGAGUCAAAAUGUCAGACAAAAGUGAUUUAAAAGCAGAACUUGAGCGCAAAAAGCAGCGUUUGGCUCAGAUAAGAGAAGAAAAGAAACGGAAGGAGGAAGAAAGGAAGAAGAAAGAGGCUGAUCUACAGCAAAAGAAGGAGCCAGCUCAGGAAGAUUCUGACCUAGACCGCAAAAGGAGAGAGACAGAAGCUUUGUUACAGAGCAUUGGUAUAUCCCCAGAACCACCUCUAGUGCAGUCGCUGCAUGUGUUAACAUGGGAUACCUGUUAUUUUCAUUAUUUAGUCCCAACCCCUAUGUCUCCCUCUUCGAAAUCAGUGAGCACACCCAGUGACGCAGGCAGCCAGGACUCGGGAGAUCUGGGACCCAUAGGCAGGACCUUGCAAUGGGACACAGACCCCUCAGUGCUGCAGCUCCAGUCUGACUCUGAACUUGGACGCAGACUGCACAAACUAGGGGUAUCAAAGAUUACCCAGGUUGAUUUCUUACCUCGGGAGGUGGUUUCAUACUCCAAGGAGACACAGACACCUCUUGCCACGCAUCAAUCUGAAGAGGAUGAAGAUGAUGAUGAGAUGGUGGAACCAAAAGCACAGGAUGACUUGGAGACAGAAAAUCAAGACCAGAAGCAGGAAGUGAAAGAAGCUCCUCCUAGAGAACUGACAGAAGAAGAAAAACAGCAAGUUCUCCAUUCAGAAGAAUUCCUGAUAUUUUUUGACCGGACAAUACGUGUAAUUGAGCGAGCUUUGGCUGAAGACUCAGACAUCUUCUUUGACUACAGUGGCAGAGACGUAGAAGAGAAAGAUGGAGACGUUCAAGCAGGAGCCAACCUUUCCUUUAACCGCCAAUUUUAUGAUGAGCACUGGUCAAAGCACCGUGUCGUCACCUGCAUGGAUUGGUCUCUGCAGUACCCCGAGUUGAUGGUUGCAUCUUAUAACAAUAAUGAAGAUGCUCCACAUGAGCCUGAUGGGGUAGCCUUGGUAUGGAACAUGAAGUUCAAGAAAACCACACCGGAAUAUGUUUUCCAUUGUCAGUCCUCUGUGAUGUCUGUCUGUUUUGCUCGCUUUCACCCAAACCUGGUCGUUGGUGGAACAUACUCUGGCCAAAUUGUCUUGUGGGAUAAUCGCAGUCACAGGCGCACUCCAGUUCAGAGAACCCCCUUAUCUGCUGCUGCUCACACGCAUCCUGUCUAUUGUGUGAAUGUCGUUGGAACCCAGAACGCGCACAAUCUCAUUACCGUCUCUACGGAUGGCAAAAUGUGCUCCUGGAGCCUGGACAUGCUCUCAACUCCACAGGAGAGCAUGGAGCUGGUGUACAAUAAGUCCAAACCAGUGGCAGUUACAGGAAUGGCUUUCCCAACCGGAGAUGUCAAUAACUUUGUCGUUGGCAGUGAAGAGGGAACAGUCUACACAGCCUGUCGUCAUGGAAGUAAAGCUGGCAUUGGUGAAAUUUUUGAAGGCCACCAAGGACCCGUCACAGGAAUCAAUUGUCACAUGGCAGUGGGUCCAAUUGACUUUUCCCAUCUCUUUGUCACAUCAUCAUUUGACUGGACAGUCAAGUUGUGGACCACAAAGCACAACAAGCCGCUCUACUCCUUUGAAGACAAUGCCGACUAUGUCUACGAUGUCAUGUGGUCGCCAGUGCAUCCCGCGCUCUUCGCCUGCGUGGACGGGAUGGGGCGCCUGGAUCUGUGGAACCUGAAUAACGACACCGAGGUUCCCACAGCCAGCGUCACCAUAGAAGGAGCUUCUGCCCUCAACCGUGUCCGCUGGGCCCAGGCUGGGAAGGAGGUGGCAGUUGGUGAUUCAGAAGGUCGCAUAUGGAUCUAUGAUGUUGGAGAGCUGGCUGUUCCGCACAACGAUGAAUGGACCCGCUUCGCUCGGACCCUGGUGGAAAUCCGCGCCAACCGAGCGGACAGUGAAGAGGAAGGGGCGGUGGAGCUGUCGGCCUAGAGGAGGAGGAGGAAGAGGAGGAGGAGGAGAAGAAGCAGCGCCCGCCGUCGCCAGAACAGCAGCUUUCCCCCGCCGAGUACGCCGGUGUUCAGUGUCAGAGUCAGUCUUGCUGCGGCUUUUGAUGCCAGUGUACGUGCCAGUAUUGCUCGAAGCAUUCCAUAUUAAUCCCGCUGCUUUACACAAGGCUGAAAAUAUCCAGAGCAUUUUCAUACUUUAUAUUUCUGUCUGAAAAGUAAGAAAGAAAAGACAAAUCAACCCUUUAUGGGUUUAGUUGUUGCCUUUUAACUACUUAGUAGCUGUAUUUAAUAGCUAGGAACCCCUGGUUAAACUUGUGCUCACAUUGCCCUUCUGGCAUAGUCCUAUUAAAUCCAUAUGAAGCCAGAUAUGAUUAUGUGCAGAUGUGGUGUGCUUCACUGUAUGGGACUGGGCCAAAGACUUUAGAUGUGGUGUUUCACAUGGUGACUUACAUUAUGAAUGGAUGUACUAUACGAAAGUUGCUGCUCCUUAUUUAUUGCGGUGUGCUGCAUGGAACAUAUUUAUUUGAAAGCAUUAAAAUAAACGAUCCUAAAGCAUGUGCAUAAUGAGAGAACUGCAUUGUCUGUGUGCUGCUGUAGAGGUUACAUUAAAGUCCACAUAACAAUUACAGUACAUCAGUUGUGCUUAAGAUGUAAGAUCUAUAAAGGUUGGCUUGAGUGGAUGGAAUGAGUUUCCUUUCCUUUUUUUUUUUUCAAGAUGCCUAUUAUUUCUAGGCACUUUAACUAUAUUUCAAAUACAGUUGGUCACUGAUACUUGUCAUGCAAGUUAACACUAACAGUCUGACAAAGGGUUGUGGUUCCCGAGUAUGACACUGGUAUUGCCAAUAAAAUGCAUCGAGCCCGUUC
Messenger RNA from Chroicocephalus ridibundus (black-headed gull), 3140 nucleotides. It is a transcript of the gene DYNC1I1, whose product is annotated as dynein cytoplasmic 1 intermediate chain 1. Lineage: Eukaryota; Metazoa; Chordata; Aves; Charadriiformes; Laridae. The record is from RefSeq and is a predicted model, not a curated record. Gene Ontology annotation, biological process: transport along microtubule. Gene Ontology annotation, cellular component: cytoplasmic dynein complex. Gene Ontology annotation, molecular function: dynein light chain binding; dynein heavy chain binding. Bases 322 to 2259 code for a protein of 645 amino acids. The transcript has 17 exons.